This is a messenger RNA of Trichechus manatus latirostris (Florida manatee), 1714 nucleotides long. RefSeq names its product EF-hand calcium-binding domain-containing protein 5. The record is from RefSeq and is a predicted model, not a curated record. The coding region runs from base 430 to 1596 and encodes 388 amino acids. The transcript has 8 exons. Lineage: Eukaryota; Metazoa; Chordata; Mammalia; Sirenia; Trichechidae.
GGAAACAGACGGGAAAGAGCAAGUCUUUUGUAAUUACUCUGCCUUGGGCUCUGCCUCUGGUGCUCCUAAUUGGCAAGGCAGAAAUGUAGUUUUCAGAGUUCCAGUUCUAGCAUCAAAAGUAUACAAAAGGGUAGUUUUGGAGCUGAGACAGUAAUUUAACUGACACUUGACCGAUAUGGAAGUUGAUAUCAAGAGUAGAAUUUAUCUCCCACCCUCUUGUUUGCAGUUAAAUGAAGGCAGUUAAAGACUUGCUAUUUUAACUUGCUUAAGUUUAAGCAUUUGCUACUUUCUGUACCGCAGAUCCAUUCAGCAUAAUGUCACCAACGUAAUGGACCAAUGUGAUGUUGACUGGAAUGUCAAAAUGCUCAACAGCUCUGUGGAUUGUAUUAUGGCAGAGUUCGAGAAUUGAUAAAGCUCUGAGACGAGAAUAUGAAGGAAAAUGGAAAAGAAGAAAAAGAAGAGAAACAGGAAGCAAGCGAAGUGAAAGAGCCUAUUGAGAGUUCACAGAAUGUAGUACAAGAUACGAUAACAGAAACCAGCGACAAUGUGACAGGAGAAGCAACAGGUAUCAAAUCUCAAGAAUUAAACCUGGAGUGGCAGCCAAAACCUUCAGCACUUUCAAAAAAGGACUCAGAGACUGCAGUCGCAGAGACAGUUGUUAUUAGAAAAUCUGCAAAAGUGACUGUCAGUAUGGAUAAAACUGCACAGAAAGCAAAGCUAGAACAACCAUGGAAGAAAAAUCUUUUUGAAAGAGUGGAGGCAAGAGCCCAGGAAAUGCAGCAGAAAAUAAUAGAUAAAGAUAAUCUGAAGAAGGAGCUAGAAAAAAAGGCUGCAAAAAAACUCCGUAAGGAUAAUUUGGCCAAAGAGUGGUUUAAUACUGAAAACACGACACUGAGCACUCGAGCAUAUUUGCUUGACAAGCUUCUUCCCACGUUAGUUCCUGGAGUGGAAAAAAUGUUAAUGCAAGUAGAAAAGAAGAAGCUUUCUGAAGAAGCUGAUACUCCAACCAAGUUUGAUCCAGUUAAUUUUCUGGGGGAAUACUUAAUGAGAAACAAUCCUAAUUAUGCCAAGUGUGAAAUGUCUGGUUACCAGAGGGUGAUGAGAGAAGUCACAGAAGAUCUGAAGGUCCAUGUUCCCGAUACAAUCUGCAACAGAGUAUCCAAGAUAAAGGAGAUUGUUAAACAGAAACGAGAGCAAAGAGAAAGAAUAAACAAAGUAAAAAUCAAGGUGGCUGACACGCGGCAACAGGCUCUGGAGGAGCAGUUCGAGGAAUGGAUUCUAGACCCCAGAGGAAUGAUUCCUAUGGCAGUGAUUCAGAAUGUUCUUCAUGAUUUUUUUCAAAAUUCAGAUUUCCAGCUUGAAUCAUGUUGCAAACAAUUGGAGAUUACUGACUCAAUGGACCCAAGAUUGGACAAAAAGACAUUUACUCAAUACAUCUCUUCACACAUUGAAGACUUUAAAAGUGAAAUGUUUGAGCAACUCCUUAAGCACCUUUGCCACUGUGCGGAAGAGUUUCGGGAGGUCAUAAAAGCUGACAUGCGGAGGCACAUGUUUGCUGAACUCUUCUUGUAUUGUGACCGUGGGAAGGUAAGUUAAGGCCCUUAAAGCAGUGCUCUCAUACUAUUUGUGGUGAAGGAUUGGUUUUAGGUUUGCUAUUGGUGGUGGUGAUGGAGUUAAUUUCCAGUCCAUUGUGGACUGAUACUCCAUUAAAAUU